This is a messenger RNA of Porites evermanni, 1904 nucleotides long. The record is from the annotation of a GenBank genome assembly. NCBI's taxonomy places the organism in Eukaryota, Metazoa, Cnidaria, Anthozoa, Scleractinia, Poritidae.
AUGCGCGUUCAAGCGCAAUACGAGGCUCUGAAAAAUUCCCUGAUUUUUUCAAUUUCAGUUGGCUGUGUAAAUGUGGCUUUCAUCAAUAAAUACAACAAGCCGAUAAGGAUCUGGAAAACAAUGUCCAAGACGAGAUUUAAGGGAUUUGUUGUCUCUGGAAAAAUAAAGAAACUAAAAACAAUCGUAGCUAAUCAGUUCAAGCCCGUUGUUUACCAUGCAGAAGCCCUGAACGGCGACAAAUCCCCACAACUGUUAUUGGACGGUCAGGAGUCACUAUCUAUUAUACCAUUUGACUGCAGCGACAAAUUUAUUAAUAUAACUGUAUCCCCUGCGCCUGGGUUGCAGCAAGACAGUGGUGAGUACAAUUACAUGUAUUUUGUAGCCUUCGUAUCAAGCGUUUCCGUUUAGUUUCGGAGCAAAGAAAGACCGAGGAACGGGUUUUGGGUUUCUUCCCUACCCCCUGCCCGCUCUUUUACUCGCCGCAUUUUUCGCGCGCCGUCUUUGACUCUCGUUCCUCGUUCUUUGCUCCGAAACCGCAUGGCAACGUUUGCUACGCAGGCUAAUGUAUUCUGAAAGGGAAUAACACUUGAAUCCAAGAAGGACAUCACAUGGAGUCCCGAAUUUUAUAACAAGAAAGUUUUCCAGAGGCGCACGAUUUGUCUCUCAGUCUUCAGGUCGUAAACGUUGGCCCUUAAAAAAUCCCUUUUAAUGACAGAGGAUUUUUCAGUGUGACCCAUCAAAACGACUGAAGAGAAAGUAUUCCAGCUCUUUGUAGGUCCGAGCUUAGACUUUUCACCUUGCCCAAAUAUGAAGUAUUAGUUGGUUUUUUGAUGCUCAGGAAUCCACUGCAAAUUGGCAAAGAUCUUUCUAUCGUAUAAUAAGAGAAGCUCUUUACUGAGGUAGAUGGACUAGAAAAAAAACUUUUUCAUGUUAAGACAACUUUUGCAAGUUUGUGACGCGAUUACUGGUUUUCUAGGCAACCCGAGGAAUAUUAUCAGCAAAACUGAGGCAAUAAGUUCGACGGAUCAUAAAGGUUGGUGCUAUUUUUACCAGAGAGUAACUCUAUAAUGAUAACAAAGCAAGACUACCCAAAACGUUAAUUGCUUGUAAUUCAAACACUACGCUUGCUUUUGCCUUCUGCGUCCGGGCAUGCUCACAGAACAAAAUUCUCCGCUUCUUAAGCCUUCUUCAAGCCGUUCUGAUAGUAACCAUCCCCCGGAUGUGUUCCACGCAUUCCGUGUCUUUUUCUACAGAGGCUUUUAUUGUUGUUGUUUCAAUAACCUGGGUUACGGGCGCCGAAAGGUGGCAUAAAGGAAGAGAAAGGGGUAGGGCGUUUCUCCCCUACUUCUUAUUGGCGGCUUCCACACAGGCUGUUUCAAGUAUUGUUUCGUUUUGUUCAGUAUGUUCUUUAUCCUUUAAUUUCUGAGAGUGACCAACAUCAAUUUUCUCUUAACGAUAUCAAUACAUAAUCAAGAGAAAAAGCCAUGAGAAUUUAUGAAAUGAUGACCCAAAGGGAAAAUGUUUUGAACAAUCGUUUUCAACUCAAUUUUUAAGGAAAUGUAUGAAAAUCAGUCUGGUGAAUUUGUAUUUGAUAAUGAGGCUUCAUGGUUUAAGUUAACACUGUUCUCUCUCUCUCUGGGAUCAGGCUCUAUUUUCGUUUCUCUUUGUAAAUAACGUUCCGGCUGAGAACUGCUAAAAUUGGGCCUGAUCUCAGGUUAUGUUUUCUCCAUCUCUCUCCAGACUGUCUUGAGUCUCAAGGAGGAAAUUCAAAUGGAUCAUGUUGCCAUUUCCCUUUUCUUUACAAAGGAGUUAAACAAAGCACAUGCAUAAACAAAGACAGACAGGUGCUCUGGUGUGCGACCACGGACAACUACGACAUGGACAACAUGUGGGGCUACUGUUAA